AUGGGUUAUCUUUCAUGCAAUGCAGAAUCUGCUAUUGCUACUUGCAAUUCAUUGGAUUGUGAGUUAUUGACUAGAAAACCCAGAAAAAAGCAAAUCAGAAGACCCUAUAAGAUCGAAGAAUUUGAUUUCUUUCAACUUCAUUCAGCUACAAAUGGUUUCUCCGAUCACAAUCUACUUGGCAAAGGCAGUCAUGGCUCUGUUUACAAACUCCAUCUUCACCAGAAUAAGCUCAUCGCCGCCGUUAAGAAGACUAACCAAAUACAGCACGAAGCUGCAACCAGUCCUGCCGACAAUGAGGUUGAAAUUCUAUCCCAGGUUUAUCACCCUCGGAUUGUGAACUUGCUUGGUUUUGCUAAUGAUCCUGAUCAUCGGAAAUUGAUCGUCGUGGAGUACAUGCCAAAUGGCACGUUAUACGAGAUGCUCCAUGGUUCAGGUAAACCCCCGGGUUGGGUUAAACGAGUUAGAUUCGUUGCGCAAAUUGCGCGGGCGGUUCAGUUUUUGCACGCAUCAAACCCGCCGGUUAUUCAUCGGGAUAUAAAAUCUUCCAACAUUUUGAUCGACUCGAAUUUCAGUGCUCGGCUCAGCGACUUCGGGUUGUCUCUGAGAGGACACGUGGAGGAUGUGAAGGUAAGGUGUACGCCGCCGGCUGGAACUUUAGGAUAUCUCGAUCCUGGCUAUCUUGCUCCGGGCGACCUCAGCGCGAAAUCUGAUGUUUUCAGCUUCGGAAUUUUAUUGCUGGAAAUUAUAAGUGGCCGAAAUGCUAUCGACAUGAAUUACAGUCCAUCGUCUGUGGUUGACUGGGCGGUUCCGACGAUUAAGUCCGGUGACUUAUCCGGGAUAUGUGAUCCGCGGAUAGGGCCGCUCGAAGACGCUGAAGCGCUGCGGCUAAUAGCGGUGGUGGCAGCCCGAUGUGUGAGGUCCACUGCGGCAAAGAGGCCGGGGAUGGCGGAGGUGGUGGAGUGUUUAAAUAGUGCGUACAAAAGGUUGAAGGCGGUGAACAUACAAAUUUGGAACAAUUUCGGGCGGCGCGUGGGACGUGUGGGAGAAUCGUCACGCGUGGUUAGAUACGAACUGCUGGAUGAGAGUACGGAAAUGAUGAAGACUUGUCGCGUGGGCAGCAGGAGAAAUGGGAAAGUAUCCUAUGCAACGGGUGUAGAUUCAGGAAACCAUAAGAUUGUUAAUCGAAUUACGAGGUCAAAGUCAAUUGGCAGUUCUAGGGAGACUCAAAUUCCACCGUCCGAUUCAGGCAGUAAUCAUGUGUUUUGGAGGGUGGGAUUGGGUAGGCAGAUUAAUAUUGCAAGGUUGAGUAAAUCCAAGUCUACGGGGAUUUUGCAGGGUCCAAAAUUGGUAAACAACACUGGGGUUGUGAAGAACCCUAAUAGCAGGAAAUUGGAGGAGUCCAAUUUAUUGGUAUAUUUAGGUACAAAAGACCCAAAUGGGGAAACAUAUUAG
Fraxinus pennsylvanica is the source of this 1452-nucleotide messenger RNA. The record is from the annotation of a GenBank genome assembly. Lineage: Eukaryota; Viridiplantae; Streptophyta; Magnoliopsida; Lamiales; Oleaceae.